GAUUGAUCGAUAAAUGUUUCAUUUCAUUUUAGUACACGCAUUGGCGGCACCUGCAUUCAUAAUUAAAAAUUCGUCCUUCAGCUAUAGAAAUAUAAUUGCAUCUCCAUUUUUCGUCUUGCGAGUGAACCAAACAUAAAGAUCAAAUGGGUAGCUCCAGUGUUCCAGAGCACCGUCGGCAGCUUGUCGCCGCCGUGGCUCUCAUCCUCGCCGUCGCGGCCGCCGUGGCGCCGCUGGGCGAGGCGCGUCGGCAGGCGGUGCGGCUGCGGGUGUACAUGCACGACAUCGUGGGCGGGGCGGGGCAGACGUCGGUGGUGGUGGUGAAGGGGCCGGGGCCGGCGAACCCGUCCAUGUCGCCGGGGAACAACUUCGGGGACACGGUGAUCAUCGACGACGUGGUGACGGAGGGCCCAAGCCUGGCGUCCAGGGAGGUUGGGCGGGCGCAGGGGACGUACAUGCUGGCGUCCAUGGCGAGGCCGGUGUUCAUCGUCGACAUCACGGUGGUACUCACCGACGGGCCAUACAACGGGAGCACCAUCCUCAUCGCCGGCCGCGACGACACCUCCGAGGAGGUCAGGGAGCUGGCGGUGGUCGGCGGCAGCGGGAUGCUCCGGCGAGCGUCCGGGCACGUGCUGUGGAGGACGGCCAAGGUGGAGUCCAAGCUGCACGCCGUGCUGGAGCUCGACGUGCACGCCUCGGUGCCUGCUGCUGCUGUUGCUCCUAGUGGUAGUGGUAGCCAUGGCCACCCAUUUUUGGUGACCUCUGCCUCAGAGUAGACCACUCACAAACUACCAGUUAGGUGUGCAAUUAUCCUUUUGUCCUUUUUUUUUCUGAAAUUAUCUGCAAUAUCUUUUUUUCUGGACAAUGAAUUGCACACAAUAAUCAACAUCGUUCAUAUAUAUACUGUGCCACCACGAUCAUCAAUUUCAAUUAAUCACUUGUUGUUGA
Molecule: messenger RNA, 945 nt
Organism: Oryza sativa Japonica Group (Japanese rice)
Lineage: Eukaryota; Viridiplantae; Streptophyta; Magnoliopsida; Poales; Poaceae
Product: dirigent protein 1
Source: RefSeq, a predicted model, not a curated record